AUGAAUCAUCGGUCUUAUGCGGAUUUUCUCGCCGGUUCUUUUCCAUCUUCCUCGUCUGCUGGUCUGGGUUCCCCGGCUACACAAGGAACAAGUGUCCCUCAGCCACAGCCAGCAUCAAUCAUCGAGGAUAGGUUACUGAACGAGUUGUUGGUGGCACCAGGACGAGAGUUGCUUCCUAAGCUGAGCCCAAAUGGAGAACCAAAUACUAGCUGGUUUAGGCGAAGCAAUCGCAAUGCAAUUUGCAAGUCGAUUUUGAAGUGCUUUCACAGUCUCCUUCAGUUGCCUUAUCCGACGUAUGCACAUGUUCCAUUAGAAAUUCAGAAGAUGUGGCUCCGUUCAUUUGCGCAAGAUUGGAACUGGGACCCUCGUUUCACCAAUGAUGUGCGGACAGCCUUUAAUUUGCAGGCUAGAAAGCAGUACACGAGCAACGUGACUGAGUGGAAGAAAAAGUGGAGGCUGAAGAAGGAUAAACCCAUAUGUCUGAAUCAAGAUGUGUGCGAUGGGUUUAAAGCCUAUUGGCAGCUCGAUGCUACUGCACAUAUUGCAGCUACCAAUUCUGUUAAUAGAAGAAGCAAACGUGGUGGAAAAGGUGAAGCAGUACACAAUGGUGGUGCUAAGACACGAGAGGAACGUGAGAUAGAAAUGACUGCUGAAAGAGGUGGAGUGCCACCAGAUUGGUUAGAAUUGAUGAGGGAUAUGCACACCAAUAAACAAACCGCUGAGGUUCAAGAUCCUGUUGCGAGAGAGCUGUUGGCAACUCUGAGUAAGCUGAAGGAGGACAAAGAAGCACAACUUCAGCAGUCUCAGUUGUCUGCGAAUGAUGGAUCUAUGGCUUCUAACAUGCUGUCCCGCGAAGAGAUCAACCAACUGGUUCUCGAGAAUGUUCCUAUUAAGAAGGGUCGUCGGUAUGGUAUCGGUCGUACCUCCGAAGCUAUCUCAACCUCAUCAUCUCAGCACUCAGUUUCUUCCUCAAGUAUUCUUCAGUACAUCGAUCGGAUGAAGACGGAGCUUGAUGAAGAGCGGACAAAACAUCGAGCUAUUGAGGAAGAGCUUCGUCGCGUGACCGUUUUCAUUUCCAACCUUUGCCCCAAGCAGUACUCUGCAACUCAAACCCAGCCGGACUCUGCAACCCAAAGCCCCGACGAUCGAUGUUUCUAG
This is a messenger RNA of Brassica napus (rape), 1158 nucleotides long. RefSeq lists its product as uncharacterized. The transcript has 6 exons. Lineage: Eukaryota; Viridiplantae; Streptophyta; Magnoliopsida; Brassicales; Brassicaceae. The record is from RefSeq and is a predicted model, not a curated record. Bases 1 to 1158 code for a protein of 385 amino acids.